Molecule: messenger RNA, 1842 nt
Organism: Naegleria lovaniensis
Lineage: Eukaryota; Heterolobosea; Eutetramitea; Acrasida; Naegleriidae
Exons: 3
Coding region: 1-1842 (613 amino acids)
Biological process (GO): protein phosphorylation
Molecular function (GO): protein kinase activity; ATP binding
Source: RefSeq, a predicted model, not a curated record
AUGCCAGACGAUAUUGUUUUAAAACAAACAAAUAGUAACAUCACUAACCACCCUAAUUACAAAAUGUCAUCAUCUUCCGAUGACAACAACACACCAUCAAGUGACUCUAAGGAUCCAGUCGUUAUGAGACUGGACUCUAACAAAUUGCGUUUGGGAGCAACAAGAAAAGACUAUGAAUUACUCAAUGUUCUUGGAAAAGGCUCCUUUGGUGUUGUUUUUCUAGGAUAUUCAAUUCAUGGCAACAAACCAAAAGUUGCAAUCAAAAAAGUAGACAAGGAAUUGUUGUUGACCGAGUAUAAUAUUGAACGUUUAAAUAGUGAGGUCAUGAUUCACAUGAAUAUGAAACAUGAAAAUAUUGUAGAGCUCUUUCUUUAUUUUGAAGAUUAUAAUGCCUAUUAUUUAGUGAUGGAAUGGUGUGAAAAUGGAGACAUGUACAAAUUCUUACGAAAAAACACACGAUUCAACGAAGCACAGACAAAGCACUAUUUUAUUCAAAUUAUCAAUGCUCUCAUUUACUUGCAAUCAUUUGGAGUACUUCAUAGAGAUUUAAAACUUUCUAACAUGCUACUAACUAACGAUUAUAAAACUCUCAAACUUUCAGAUUUUGGGCUUUCCACAAAGCUGGAUAGUGCAGAUGAAGAACAAAGCACCAUUCUUGGAACUCCCAACUUUAUGGCUUUUGAGAUUGUAAAUAAUAAGAAAUACGGUAUGAAGGCCGAUAACUGGUCACUAGGAUGUAUAUUAUACUCAUUUCUUGUAGGAGAAACACCCUUUGAUGAAAAAUCACGAACUCAAACAUUUGAGAGAAUUCGAACACUCGAUUAUGACAUUCCGGAUUAUGUAUCGAAAGACGCCAAAGAUUUGAUCAGACUACUACUUCAUCCAGACCCAACCAAGCGAAUUUCAUUGAUUGAGGCGAAAUCCCAUCCUUUCCUUAGAGAAUUAAUUCCUAAAGCAAUUUCUUCGCCUUCGACUUCACUCUAUGACGAGCCUAGGAAUUCACAACUUUUGGAUCAUAAAGCAAAAGCUCCAUUCAACACUCUACGAAUUAAACCGUUCGUACAUAAGAAGAAUGACGUAAACAUUGAAAUUGAUGAAUCAGGAUUUGUGUAUCUAACAUUUUGUAAUGGAGAACGGCGGUUUAUAGUUUCAAAAGAUGGAAGCACAAUAUGGUAUGAAAAGAAAGCCUCAAAACGAAAGGAGUUUCGAUUUAUUGACAUGCCUCCAUCGGUUGAGAAAUACUAUGAAUACGCAAGAAAUGUAAUUGAGACUAUCAAGAGCAAAACACCAAAAAUUAUCUAUUUAUCAAGCGAGUUUAAAUGCAUUCAAAUGGAAAACGAUCCAUUUCCGGAUUAUGAGACAGCUAUUUUUUCCAGUGGCAUCCGAAUGGUGUAUCAGCGGAGGAAAAACUCACUCGUGGUUAGAUUUGCCAAAGAUCGAUCAGUAACUAUUCACUUGUCGAAGGAUUUGACACAAUACUCAACUGAAAUGGAUUUGACAGAUAACCACAAAAUUGUGAAAGUCGAGGGCUCACUGAGCGUAGCAGAAAGUGAAAUAUUGUUUAACAAUACAGUACUGUGGGAGAGUUUGUCCAUUGUAAAAACAGGAAUAGAAAAAGUAGAACGAGCCGACAUUGAAAUUCAGCCAGAAAAUUAUCCCUUUCUAAUCAACACUGUGAGCAAAACGUCAGGACCCAUAAGUCCCACUCUAAGCGAAAGCACUCUAAGCGGAGGCAGUAACUCAUCAAGCAGUACCCUUAAUAGGUGCCUACUUUCUACAAUUUCAUAUUCUACAAACAAUAGUGACACUCAUUAUGAAGAGGAGAAUUCGUCAAAUUUGUGA